Messenger RNA from Hemisphaericaspora subhashii, 1476 nucleotides. It is a transcript of the gene MET2, whose product is annotated as homoserine O-acetyltransferase. The transcript has a single exon. The coding region runs from base 1 to 1476 and encodes 491 amino acids. Gene Ontology annotation, molecular function: homoserine O-acetyltransferase activity. Lineage: Eukaryota; Fungi; Ascomycota; Pichiomycetes; Serinales; Debaryomycetaceae. Gene Ontology annotation, biological process: L-homoserine metabolic process. The record is from RefSeq and is a predicted model, not a curated record.
AUGAUCGCAAUGACAGAUUCAGGAUAUAAAGACAUAACAACAGAACAACGAAAUCUGAACCCAUUUGCCAAAUUAGUACCUGGUCAAACAAUAGUAGAAAUCCCAGAAUAUCAAUUAGAAUGUGGUGAAACCCUAUAUAAUUUCCCAGUUGCAUAUAAGACUUGGGGUAGAUUAAAUAAUGAUCGUGAUAAUGCAUUACUCAUAUGUCAUGCCUUGACUGGAUCUUCAGAUGUUCAAGAUUGGUGGGGUCCAUUGUUGGGGACUGAUAAAACAUUUGAUCCAUCUAGAUUUUUCAUUAUUUGUAUAAAUUUCUUGGGAUCCCCCUAUGGAUCAUGUUCUCCAGUUUCAAUUGAUAAAAGUACGGGACAACCUUAUGGUCCUUCAUUUCCAUUAGUGACUGUAAAAGAUGAUAUUGGGAUUCAAAAAUUGAUUCUUGAUUCUUUGUAUAUUAAGGGUAUUGCAUGUGUGAUUGGUGGAUCAAUGGGUGGAAUGUUGGCUUUAGAAUAUCUGGCAACUUAUAAUGAUACCGGAUAUGUUAAGAGUGUAAUUGCAUUGGCUACUUCAGCAAGAGCAUCUGCAUGGUGUAUAUCGUGGAAUGAAACUCAAAGACAGUGUAUAUUCACCGAUCCUUAUUAUGAUGAUGGUUAUUAUUAUGAAAAUACAAUUAAACCUGAUGCUGGAUUAAGUUCAGCAAGAAUGGCAGCUUUAUUAACUUAUAGAUCAAGAAAUUCAUUUGAAACUAGAUUUGGUCGUAAACUUGGUUUACAAAAAUCUUCAAGCAUUAAUAGUCAAUUAUCACCUGAAGAAAAAUUAAAACAAGAAGAAGUUGAAAAGGGGAUUAGAUAUCCAAAAACAAAAGAUGAAGAACAUUGGUUAUUGCAUAAUGAAGGUAGUAGAUCUCAAUUAAAUAUGUCAAGUAUGAUGCUUAAUAAUGGCGCUACCAAGGGAGUUAAUCAAGAUAAAAAACCUCCUACAUAUUUUACAGCCCAAUCUUAUUUAAGAUAUCAAGGUAAUAAAUUCGUAAAUCGAUUUGAUGCCAAUUGUUAUAUUUCAAUUACAAGAAAAUUAGAUACUCAUGAUAUAACUCGUGGUAGAGUAGAUCCUGAUGAUACAAUAGAUUCAAAUCAUGAUCCAUUGCCAGGAUAUUUACAAACCUUAUCAGCUCCACAUUUAAUUGUCGGGAUUCAAUCAGAUGGAUUAUUUAUAUUUGCCGAACAAGAAUUAUUGGCUGAAAAUAUUCCUGAUUCAGAUUUAAAGAAAUUAAGUUCACCAGAAGGUCAUGAUGCAUUUUUAUUGGAAUUUGAAUUAAUUAAUGAUUAUUGUUUAAAUUUCUUAAAAAGUAAACUACCUGAAUAUUAUGAUAAAGAUUCAGGAAAAGUUGAUUUAUUUGAAGAUUGGGCUGAAUAUGUUGUAGAUGUUGAUAAUGGUGGGAAUUCUGUAUUUGGUGAAGCUGAAAAAAAUAUCACCAAUUGGUAG